UUGACGUUUCAAUGUUUUGACGUAAACAAGAAAUACGCCCGUGAAAAUAUUUUGCUGCUCAAUUAUGUAUUAAUUCCAGAGCUCUAAUUAAAACGAUCAGCUCCCGUGGAUAAUCGCAUACACUUUCCAAUAGCCAAUCGGAUCCUGUAGUCUUUCCUUCCUAUAUUCUUCAAAAGUGCGUGGAAACAUAUCAAAGAGUGACCAAAUGAGAUAUCAAUGCGAUCGUCAGUGAGCUACAUCCUGUCUCACGCGCCCGGAGAGUCGGUGAUGUCGCACCCCGACUACGCGCAGCAGGCGCAGCACCAUGCCUGCCUGCUGGUGCUCGUCAAAGGCGUCGGGGGCAUGCUGAAGAACUUUAACAAGCUGUGGGAGAGGAUACAGAGAGUCAACAAUAUUAAAGUUACUGACUCAAGUGGUCAAGUCAGAGACAUCUGGGUGCGCUAUGUUCGAGACUAUCCUGUGGAAAAUAAUGAUUGGGGUGACUUUCAAACACACAGGAGGCUCCUUGGCCUUAUAACACUAAGCAAAUUCAACAACCAAGUAGAGCUGAAUGAAGUGUGCCGCGUCCAUGAAUCGCUAAAAGUGAAGUACUCCAAUACUUUGUAUGAUUCCCGGGCGUUUAUGUUCGGCCCAGUGAGCAAUAUGAAGAGACCGGAACAGGAGCCUGAGACGUACAGCUACGAGGAUGACAAGUCGAGAGGAAGCCUUGGUGACAGAUCAUCAAUCCCCAGUGAACACGCAGACAGCCUGUCAUCAGCCGAAAGCUUCCCCCAAUCAGCCUCGUCCAGUGCCUCCAUUCCCCUCCCCGAAGAAAACUUCACCACCCCCUCCAACUUCAAGACAAACGCCAUGUUCUAUGGAGAGAAUGAUCCUGUGCCAGAUUUGGAACAAAAUGUGGCUGAUCUGAUUAAUGCACUGUUCUGGGUGGUUGAGUCUAGGAGGUUGGAAAGAUCUAGAGAAAAACUGGAAAAGGUGUCACUGCUUUUGGCGCCUUUUGAGAAGAAGGACUUUGUUGGGCUGGAUAUGGAGUCUCGAAACAACAAGAAGCGUUGUAUGGGCCGAGUGACAAAGAAUCUAGCCGACUUGACCCUGCAAUCCGGUCUCGUGUCUGAGAGCCUGAGUCUCUACCACUCGUCUGCGGAGAUACUGAAAUCGGUUAAUGACUGGCUGUGGCUUGCUGCUGCUAAAGAAGGGCUCUGCGCAUCGUCCGCCAUUCUACUCUACCCGAAUUUAAGGAACCCCACUCCUCUACAAAGAAACGCAAGCUUGCAAGAGAGCUCUCCCAACAAGUCCAAAUCUUUAACCCUAUUCCAAUCCCAAACAGACCCUUUCCGAAAAUUCAAAACCACCUCAUCACCUCUCCGUUCCUCAAAGACCUCUAGUCCAGUGAACCCUCCUAGUGAAUUAACCCCUUCAUCAUCAGACAGUAUCGAAUCAUCUUCGCGACAAUCCGAAACAGACAACGCCGACUCAGAAUCCUUAGCAUCAUCCAGCGACAUCGAAUACCAGAGCCAAAAAUCGUACUUAGGUCCAGACUUGCCUUCAAUCCCUAGACAACCUCAGUCGCAAAUCAUCAACCAAUACUUGCUGAAUGGAGAUGAUAUAGUAGAGAAGUACCGUAAAGCUAUAAUACACUACAGCAAGUAUCAAAAUGCUGGUAUAAUUGAAACGGAGGCGUGUUUCAAAGCGGCGAGGAUAGCCGUGGAACAGGGGAACUGUCUUCAUGUGUCGGGUUUUCUGCAGAAUGUGAUAUUUAUCAAUCUCACUUUGAGCGAGCAGGAGAAGAUACAGAGAUUUGACACGCUGGCUGAGCUUUACAUGGAAAUCGGAUUUCUCCGCAAAGCCGCCUUCUGCCAGCGUCUGGCAGCAACUCGUCACGUGAGCAGCAACAACCCCAACCCGGACUGGCAGCGGUGCUACUACCUGAUGCUUCACAGCUUCCCGGGACAGAAGCUCAGCCUGGACCCUAACUACGUCAUACAGCAUCAAGUUGGUUGGCCAGCCCUUCAAAUCCAGCUGCUCCAAGAGUUGGUGAUCGCUGCUCGCCGUAUGGGACACCCCGCCCUUGCUACAAGACACAUGACUUUCCUACUACAGACCAUGUGGCCGCAUCUUACUAAACAGCAACAUAAGGAGUUCGCAAUACAGCUGCAGGCACUCUCAGCGCAAUGCGAAGGCGGCCCAGUGCCCCUAGCUGAAACAGGCGAAGUGAUCCCCCCGGCCAACCUCACCCACGUGCCGUCCUGCUCCGCGCUCGCGCCCCGCCCCGCGCCGCCGGCGAGGGCGCCUCAUCUGAUAAAGUGUAAAACACAGAGCGGCCCGUUUAUAUUCACGCCUAUACACUUUGGCAGCUUAGAGAGGAAGGCUAAGAAAGAUGAGGGGAAGAUGGAAUACCUCUGGGUAGAAGACGACAUAUGCGAAGUCCAAAUGAAGCUAACCAAUCCACUGCCGUUCGAACUAAAAGUGUCCAACAUGCGCCUUCUCACCUCAGGCAUAGUCUUCGAAUCCAUUCCAGAAACUAUCAUACUACCCCCUGACUCCCCUACUACUGUCAACCUCCAUGGAACUCCAAAAGAAGUGGGAGAUUUACAAAUCAUGGGGUACUCCACACAUACUCUAGGAGUAAAAUCUAAUUGUAGACUCAAAAAUAUGCCUACACCGAACAAAUUCCCAGCUUCAUACACUAUAGAAGUGAUCCCAAGUCUACCCACAAUAACUAUAGAGACUACGGUGGCGCCAUCUGGUAAUUUGAACUUGCCAAAUGUGGAGAAUGUUGGCAGUAUCACGAAUAUUUCGCUGCAUAAUGGGGAGAGCACGGAUUGCACCAUGAAGAUAACUAAUACUAGUAAUGUGCCUAUUGAGUAUUUGGAUUUGGCGAUUCAGUCAAACAUGGACACCCAACUCCAAUCAAAAGUGUUCCAAUGGUCCAACGACGACAUCCAAUCGCAACUGCCAAUCCAGCCCAACUCCACCGCUACUAUAACCAUGAAACUUUACGGAGAAGCGGACUUCCUAGACCUCGGAGGUGUUGGUGGGGAAAACAUGUUCCCGAAUAGUUUGACGUCGAAUUACCCGUCGAGAGUUGGGUCGCCGGUGCCUAAUGCUCAGACGUCAUUGCCUACGCAAAGUUCCAAUGCUUCCAAUGCGCAUACGUCGCUUAGCAGUGGGAUGGUGCCUAAUAGGAAUCUCUCAGGAAGUUUUAGAUCGACCAACUCUCACACAACCAACUGGUCAGCCCCUAUAUCAGUGAUGCCACCUUCACGCGGCAGACAGAUUGAAACACAGGUGAUAAUAAGAUACUCUGGCGGCAGAGGUAAAGAGAUGCACUGCCGGCAAUCCACUCUACAGAUCAAUCUAGAAUUGUUGCCGAGCGUGUCCAUCACUCACUGGGACGUACUACCUGCGGAAAUCCCUAGCCAACUCUACCUUGUGCUCGACGUGUCAAACCUGACGUCAGAAGAGAUGGAAUUCCAUUACGCGCCACAAAAGCACAUUCUCAUAGAGAGCCGAGAAUCCUGCCGAGUGCCCGUGCCACUACCGAGGUGUCCUUUCAACGUUCAACCCUGCAAGAAGGACGAAGAUGCCAUGGAAUCCAAGUCAAUAAGCACCGGAACGUCCACCAACAGCCUAGAACUCAUGUGUUCUGAACACAUCACCAACAACGUGGAACUGCAGUGGCACCUCGUCCACUCUGACAUACGUGGCCGCGCUUCUGUCAAGGGCAUAACGUUGUCGCAAGCUAUGAUGGAUAUUGUUCGCAUGUCGCCAUUGAACUGGGAAGUAAGCGUGAACUCUCAAUGCAUCAAACCUCAAGAAGAGUACAGCUGUACAGCUGGCGAAUGCAUCUCGCUCGGCGUGGCUGUAUGGAACCAUCUUAGCAGACCGUUGCAUAGACUCUGUCUGUCAGUUCAACUGUAUCAGGACUACAAUAAUGGCGUGCUGAGCUAUAAGCUGGAUAACAGGGUUGCUACUGCUGGAAAUAACAAAGUGGUCCUCACAACACUGCCGGAAUCCGCUAAAGCGUAUCACGAAUGCACAGUCGUGUUCCUCACACCCGGCGAAUACAAAAUCGACAUCCAGUGCUCGACCACAGAACCAAUAUUAGAUGACCCCUCCAUGGAAGACCAUCAGUCCUUGAUCCAAACUUGCGCGGAGGUCAGCCAUACCUGGCGAUUCAUACCGCCAGUCGCUAUCAGUGUAACUGACUAGUUUUAAGCACAAUUGUUUAUUUUGUUAUGAAUCUAAAGUAUUUAUUGGCACGUUUAUUUAUAUAUGAGGCUCGUUAUUGUAUGUUCAAUUGUUCAGGUUACUAAUUAGGGCGCUAGUAGUUAUGGUUUUCAGUUCUGAGGAUGUUUUCUGCAACUAUUUCUACAUGCUCUUAAAUUAUAAGCGAAGUAGCCUGUGCUGACGGUUAGAGUAUAAUUAUAAAAUAUAUUUUUCAUUUAUUUAA
Leguminivora glycinivorella is the source of this 4450-nucleotide messenger RNA. RefSeq names its product protein brunelleschi (gene brun). Gene Ontology annotation, cellular component: trans-Golgi network. NCBI's taxonomy places the organism in Eukaryota, Metazoa, Arthropoda, Insecta, Lepidoptera, Tortricidae. The record is from RefSeq and is a predicted model, not a curated record.